Molecule: messenger RNA, 213 nt
Organism: Gregarina niphandrodes
Lineage: Eukaryota; Apicomplexa; Conoidasida; Eugregarinorida; Gregarinidae
Exons: 1
Coding region: 1-213 (70 amino acids)
Source: RefSeq, a predicted model, not a curated record
AUGGCCAGAGUACACAAAGAUUUCCUUGUCAAAGACAUCCUCAUCGGCCAGAUUCUCGGAGACGUACCACGACAAGACCGACCCGCUCCCAUCUUCUCCAGGAACGAGCUCAUGGAAUUCGGCUUCAAAGCCAAGCUUGUCAAAACCUUCGUCGAAGGCGGAGACAGACCCGAAACCACAGACAAGAACACCGUGCAACAACAAACCGACUAA